UCUCCCGUGUCACAAUCACAAAAAAUGAAAAAAAAGACAUAAAAACUAUUGAGUUACACUUGCGGAAUUGAAUAUUGAUUCCGUGGGGAUUGAAUAGCAGUUUGGGAGGAAUAAAGAGGAAAAAAUGUACGGAACAAAACAGUUAUGAGUGAUGAUCGUUCAAUACGAGAUCAGCCCCUAUUCGUCACAAGUUAAAAGAUGCUCCAACGCCUUCGUUCUGACCAUUACAAAUCCCACUGCAGAAGUCAAGAAACCUGCAAUCACUGUGGCAAGGCUGAACCUAACAACCUCCGCUCAGGCCCCCCUUAUCCUAAAGCCGAUCAAGAUCCUUCCUGCAUUAACUGCAGAGGAAGACAUCCCUCUACCGAUGAUAACUACCCCCAGUUGGCCAAGCAGAGAUCCAUACAUAAAUUCGCCGCCCAGCACGGUAUCUUUUAUAUUGAAGCCAGACAUAUUAUCUCCUGGCCGCAAGACUUGAAGUCAGUGCCAUCUAAAAAAUUAGAAGAAGAAGAAUGAUCCGUGUCCGUAACCGAGCCCUUUUCUUCAGUAUAGACAUAUUUUCCUCUCU
Fopius arisanus is the source of this 568-nucleotide messenger RNA. RefSeq lists its product as uncharacterized. Lineage: Eukaryota; Metazoa; Arthropoda; Insecta; Hymenoptera; Braconidae. The coding region runs from base 152 to 478 and encodes 108 amino acids. The record is from RefSeq and is a predicted model, not a curated record. The transcript has 3 exons.